AUGUUGAGCAUCACCCUAGCCAUUGUAAUCUUUGGAAUAAAUCUGCUCAGACAAGACGACUACCAUUUGCUGUAUGGUGGUUCGAACUCCCCAGAGGAGCACGACGACUACUACAUCACACCCCCGCCGCACUCUCCAGCAGCGUCUGCCUCAAGCUCCUCAUCUCCCAACCCACCGCCCUUUUCAUCCCUUUUCUUUGCUACUUCGCCCGACCCCAAUCGCGCGAGCAAAGUCACCGAACCUGGUCCCGCCUGUCACCCAGCCGUAGCACCUCCGCCACCAGUCGAGGCGCCGCUCGAACCGGCCCCUUCGUCGGCGGUUGUUGCUGAUACAAAAGCUUCCUUCUCCGAACCCAAAAACGAGGGCUCCGGAAAGUGUUCCGACGACAGCGAACCGCCUCCACCCUACGAAGAAGGUUACAGUCCACUCGAGUCAUUCACCUACGUUAUGGCUGCUGCAGGAGGUGCUUCAAGCAUCAUUACCCAGGUGCAGCAAACGGGAGGUCCACCGAUCAAUACUCUGGGAGAUAUUGGCGGUGAUGAGCAUAUCACGCUUGACCUUCGUGGCACCCGGUUUACUCUUUCGCGGGACGAAUUGCUAACCCUGCCGGAAUUCGUUCUAUUGUCUCUUUUCCCUAACGGCCUACUUCCGGAUGGACAUGCCACUACAAACGGAUUCCAUGACAGUGAUGUCUAUGCCGUCGAUUACGACCCGGCUUCGCUCCAGUAUAUGUUGGACUUCUUCCGCACAGUUGCUCAAACCAUCCCCUCGUCAUUGCCAUCUGGCUCUACUUCGCCGGAGAUGGAGAUGCCUGAUGCCAUACAAGGUUCAGCCCGUGACAUGCUCCAGGAUCGCGCCGGUAUCAUCGUGCUUCGCGAGGAUCUCGAUUUUUAUGUCAUCCCCCCGCGCCCUGAAAUUGGACAUGAAGAAAUGCUCGAAGUCAAGCGAGCAGCUGGACGAUCGCUGUUGAGACAGGACGGAAUCUUCUCAGGACUCAGGAAAAGCGAAGAGAUUGGUUCAACCGAGCAGCAUCUGAUUGAGAUGUUGACAGCCGGAGGAUUCGACCGUGAGGACCAAUGGGGCCACCGAGCCCCGGAGCCCAACAAAGCAGUUAUCUGCAGUCUCGCCCUUGCCAAGCUCCGCACCGACAUCCGCGGAGACUUGUCCAACAACAAUGCAGUUGGUAUGGCCCAGAAGCUUCUUCUGUUCUGGAGGAAGCCUGCUCGGCGAUGCUGGUGGGAGGGCAUUGAGCUCGAUGAUGUGGAGGGCGCCGAAGGACAGGUCAAGGUCUGGAUCCGACGUGUAUGGACUUUGGAAAUGAGCGUUAUUGGCCUCCGCUGA
This is a messenger RNA of Penicillium canescens, 1341 nucleotides long. Its product is annotated as putative general stress response protein Whi2. Gene Ontology annotation, cellular component: nucleus. The transcript is spliced from 7 exons. Gene Ontology annotation, molecular function: RNA binding. NCBI's taxonomy places the organism in Eukaryota, Fungi, Ascomycota, Eurotiomycetes, Eurotiales, Aspergillaceae. Bases 1 to 1341 code for a protein of 446 amino acids. The record is from RefSeq and is a predicted model, not a curated record.